AUGACGGCCGCAACGAGAGUGUCGGACCUCCCUGAGGACUGUCUUGCGUGCGUCCUCUCCUUCCUGCCUCCCGCUGACAUCGCCCGCUCUGCCUCGGUCUGCUCGGCUUGGCGCGCUGCUGCCGCGUCCCCGGUGGCGUGGCAGCGCGUGCUGCCGGACCUCUGCCGCCACGCCUGCUUCACCGCGCUGCCGCUCGCCUCCCGCGACCCGCACCCGCGCGCGUGGUGCCGCGAGCUGUGCCGCGGAGUGCUGCUGGACGGCGGGAAGUUCCACGCGCGCAUGGACCCCAGAACCACUAAGCUCACUGUCAGCGUGAGUAUAGCGAAGGCGUGCGGAGUUACGUGGAUGGGCGACCCUCGCUACUGGCACAUGGAGACGCGUGGCAACACCACUGGCGCGGUGUUUCCCGACGUGCCGCAUCUGCUCACGGUGUGCUGGUUCGAUGUCAACGGUCACGUGGCGCUGCCGUUCCCCCUGCGCUGCGGGGUGUACGACGUGGCUUGGCGCGUCUCCCGCGACCCGACGCACGAAGAGUACGCACGCGCAGCAGGCGAGCAGCAGAGGCGUGGGGGGCCGUUGGAUGAAGGUGGGGAUGAGAGCGAUGAUGACUAUGACGACGAGGAGGACGAGGAGGAGGAGAACGAGCGGGAACAGGAGGACGAUGGAGAGAUGGAGUUGGAGGUUGAGACGGGAGGAGGGGUGCAUGACAGAGAGCAGCCAGCACGUAGGAGGGUAAACCCGUUUCACCACAUGUUCGGGAUGAUUCGACCGCUGAUAUUUCGAGAGCAUGGCGUGCAUUCACGGCGCGCUGAGAAUCAGGGCCAUCACAGCAGCGAGCAGCAGCAGCAGCCGCAGGACUGGGAGCGGAGGAGGGAGGCUUGGAGGCGAGUGGAGAACCGGUGCUGGUUCAAGUGGGUGCAGACCCCUGCGUUGAGCAACGUGAGGGAGGAGGGGAGUGCUGGGGGAGGGGGAGGCGAGCAGAGGCAGCUGCGAAUCUCCACUGCCACCAUUGCGCUUCUGCCUGACUGGACCACCUUGCAUGCAGGCCGUGUGACUAUCAGGGGGGCAACGGCAGGGGAGACGGCAGUGGCUCCCACGCUGAGUAUGCGCCUGUGGGAGACGGAGAGUGGGUGGUGGAAGGAUGGGCUCUACUUGGAUGCGCUGCAGCUCACAGAGCAGUGA
Closterium sp. Yama58-4 is the source of this 1182-nucleotide messenger RNA. The record is from the annotation of a GenBank genome assembly. NCBI's taxonomy places the organism in Eukaryota, Viridiplantae, Streptophyta, Zygnematophyceae, Desmidiales, Closteriaceae.